AUGACCGAGCCAGAAACUGGACAACAAUGGGCGGUGCCAUCCCGAGCUGAGCUAUGCGCGAAGGCUAUGGGAGAAAUGGACAAGGAGGGUGACACGCCCAUAGCUCAAGUCACCCAAGAAUCCGCUGAGGCUCUCGGAAAGGCCAUGCAAGACCUCAGUGUCAAACAGGCUGCUACCCAAAAAUCAGGUGUCCCCCCAUCCAGUCGUGUCAACGCCGCGGACAUUACUCUUAUUAUGGAAGAGAUGGAGGUACUGAGUCUGCGUUGUUGCUCGUAUGAUGUUUUCAUGCUUAUCAUUCGCUGGAACAAGUACUAGGUUUCAAAAGCAAAGGCGACAGACGUUUUACGCGGUUGUGGCGGAAAUACCACCGAAGCUUUAAGAAGGCUCUUG
This is a messenger RNA of Tuber aestivum (summer truffle), 390 nucleotides long. The record is from the annotation of a GenBank genome assembly. Lineage: Eukaryota; Fungi; Ascomycota; Pezizomycetes; Pezizales; Tuberaceae.